ACCAUAAUCCUCCAUUCCUCACCUUCUCUUUUCAUCUAUAUUCUCACAAUACAUUCAUUUUAAUCCUAAGUUAUCGCAAUACCAGAAGAAACCAUAGAUGCCAUGAACACUUUUCGUAUUAUUUUUCCACAAAAACUUUAUAGCAACUCCGGAAUCAAUGCACUUGGUGGUACUGCAUCAGCUGCUGGACAAGACCGAAACAAUCCUCCUCGCGGAACUCACCACUCUUCUAAUGCAAGCUCAUUCUUGAUAAGAAUGGCAAUCAGAAUAUCCAGAGCAAGGUGGUAUAGUUUUUUGAGAAGGCUGUUUUAUUACCAGAAUAAUAUGAAUGAGUUUUCAUCAGUAUCAUCUCCGGAGAAUGUGCAUGUAGGCUCCAACCCUUAUCAUACAUCUACUUGGAUGAUACUCGAGUCUAUGGCUUUGAGUAUUCAGAUAAUUAUUAUAACUUAUACAUUGUGUGUUUCUAAAGAAGAGCAGCCUGUCUGGCCUAUGAGACUGUGGAUUUCUGGUUAUGACCUUGCUAGUCUCUCGAAUUUGGUUUUACUUUUGUUUCGGUAUCGACUUCUUCAUUCUACCAUGCUGCAGAGGAACUCUGUCUCUGAUGGUGAGCACCAGAGGAACCGAAAUGAAGAUUAUUAUUCCAGAAGACUGAAUAUGGUAAACAGAUGUCGAACCGGCAUUGAGCUGUUCUUAGCCAUAUGGUUUGUGAUGGGGAACAUAUGGCUAUAUGAUUAUCGGUUCGGAUCAUCUCACAGAGCUCCUAAGCUUCUCCUUGUCUGCAUUUUUCUCCUUGUUUGGAAUGCCAUCGCCUACUCCUUUCCAUUCCUUUUGUUUUUGUUUCUGUGCUGCUUCGUACCACUCAUUAGCAACCUCCUUGGCUACAACAUGAACAUGGGAUCAGUUAACCGAGGAGCGUCUGAUGAACAGCUUGCCCGAUUAAGUUGCUGGAAAUAUAAAGAAGACUAUGUGCAUCAGAGUGAGGAUGGCUCUGAUUUGGAGCUGGGAGAUUUUCAACUGCAGAAUAAGAAUCAGGAAUGCUGUAUAUGUUUAGGAAAGUACAAAGAGAAAGAAGAAAUGAGGCAGCUGCCAUGCUUGCAUAUAUUUCAUCUCCAGUGUGUUGAUCAGUGGCUGCGGAUCAUAUCUUGCUGUCCCCUCUGUAAACAACAGCUUAAAAGAUAGUCCUCAAUUGCAGUCCUAAAACCGAAACUUCAUUGCAUAUCAGAAAACUGAUAUGCGCACAAGUACAAGUUGCCCCGGGCUCAUGCAUAUUGUUAGUGCAGAGCAAAGAAAGCUUAUACAAAAACGUAUAGAGUAGAAUAUUACUGAACGUUUAGAUUUAAAACUUUUAUGCUGAUAAAUUUUCGUACAGAGGCACAUUCAGUGUCAAAUCCUGUACAUACCAUAUAACAACACUACCUUCUUUUUGUGGUAUUCCUUUUCAAUUGUGUACUAUAAUGAAUUUAAUAUUGAAUAAAGAUGUGUUGGUGUUUGAAAUCA
Daucus carota subsp. sativus is the source of this 1497-nucleotide messenger RNA. RefSeq names its product E3 ubiquitin-protein ligase At1g63170-like. The record is from RefSeq and is a predicted model, not a curated record. The transcript has 3 exons. Bases 103 to 1179 code for a protein of 358 amino acids. NCBI's taxonomy places the organism in Eukaryota, Viridiplantae, Streptophyta, Magnoliopsida, Apiales, Apiaceae.